AUGGUCGCCGUCGGCGCGCGGGGAGCAGUGCGUAGCAGCGCGGAUCUGAGGAUCUCGGCGUUGCGUUGCGUUGCGUUGUUCGCUCGUCGAGUGAUCGCCGAAAAAAGCGUCAUCGUCAGCGCACUCCAUUCGACGCAUCGACGCCGCGCCUCGCGUCGUCGCGCCGCCUCGCACUCGGUCUCGCUCGCUCCCGCCCUCGCCCGAACCGCGCCGACGAUGUCCACGGUCGCGUCCACGCUCUCGCUCUGCCGCGGCGUCGCCGCGGCGCGGAAGGCGUGCGCGCCCGGAUGCGCGUGCCACGCCUCCCCCGUCGCGAGGAAGCAGCGUUCCUCGCCGUCGUCGUCGUCGUCGUCGUCGCGCGUCGCGCUCCGCCCCGUGUCCAUGGCCGGCGCGGGACGCAAGCCGAAGGACGACGACGCGGACAAGCCCCGCGGAUUCCCGAGCGGCGGCGGCUCCUCCGGGAUGCGCGGCCCCGGCGCCGCGCCGCUUCGCAUGGAAAACGAAGACCAGAGAAAAUUCGGCUACGGCGGCGACGGGCUGCCCCCCGACGACUACGACGGCGACGACGAGGGCUGGGAGCCCGGCGGCGACGGCGGCGCGCCGUCGCAGACCGGCCUCUUCAUCCUCCUCGGCGCCGGCGCGUGGGCGCUGUGGGAGUAUAAGCGGCCGGGCGGCGCGUUGAACCCUCAGACCAAGAUCGACGCGCAGCGACGCGCGCACGAAAAGCGGCUCGCCGCGCGCGCGAAGCGACAGGCGGCGAUGCGUUCUGGCGGCGCGACGAGCACGAUUGAGUUCAAGUGAGUGCGAGUGAGAGAUGUGAUGACUGAGAUGCGACGACUGAGGCGGGGACCGGGGGUUAGCGGCGGGCGGGAUGGAUGACCCCCUAGCUUAGUCGCGCGCUUGUAAAUGUGUGACUCGACAC
Molecule: messenger RNA, 922 nt
Organism: Micromonas pusilla CCMP1545
Lineage: Eukaryota; Viridiplantae; Chlorophyta; Mamiellophyceae; Mamiellales; Mamiellaceae
Exons: 3
Coding region: 1-801 (266 amino acids)
Source: RefSeq, a predicted model, not a curated record